AUGUCUAACCCGUCUCAUCAAGAUUACUCGCGUAGACAUCAAACACAGAGAGACAGAGAUCGUAAUAGAGAUCAUUAUACGGACCCAUAUCGCGAUCUUGAUAGACCCUUAGAAGAUCCUUAUCACGAUCGUCGCAGAUCUCGAGACCGUCGUAGAACUCCGGAAAGAAAUAUUCGAUACAGAUCUCGCUCUCGCUCUCCUUUAAACAGAAGAGGACGAAAGUUAGAUCGGGCUGUUGUAAGUCCUCGUGGAACUGAACGCGAACGAGAUCGAAAGGAUGAAAGAUUUGACCGUGAUCGAAAGAUUAAAUCGCGUUCGGGUUCACCGAGGAGAGAGGAUAUGAAUAAUUCUUCAGCAGAUAAUUCUAUAAUGCUUAUAGAUCCAGAUGAAGAUCCUGAUCAAGCAUUAAUGAAAGCCAUGGGUAUCGCAGGGUUUAACACCACUAAAGGUAAGAGAGUUGUGGGUAAUGAUAUAGCUGCAGUUAGCAUUAAAAAACAAAGACAAUAUCGUCAAUACAUGAAUCGACGUGGAGGUUUUAAUAGGUAA
Molecule: messenger RNA, 546 nt
Organism: Funneliformis mosseae
Lineage: Eukaryota; Fungi; Glomeromycota; Glomeromycetes; Glomerales; Glomeraceae
Source: the annotation of a GenBank genome assembly